AUGGCCACACGGAAAAGGAACGAAUAUCUUGACCUCGAGUCAAGCGACGGCGAAGAAAGCGAUCGGGGCUACGACUCCGAGGCUGCAGAGGAGUCCAAGGGCCGGGCAGCCAAGCGGCGAAAGGUGCAAGCUGUCGACGACGGCGACGUCGACGUCACAGAUAGUGAAAAUGGGGACGACCGGGACGAUACUGGCGACAAGUUCGAUGGGAAAUCGGAUCAGGAAGAGGAGAAAGCCCGUCGACUAGAGAAUGGCGAUCACCGUUCCUCCGACUCAGAGCAACAAUCCCCACAGCACACCUCGGAAUCCAAAUCGAAGGAAAAACCCAUCAAACCGCUAGACAAAAAGAAGCUGGAGAAGACGAAGGAGAAGAAGAAUAAGACGGGCGUCAUUUACCUCUCGUCGCUUCCGCCAUAUCUCAAGCCGUCGGCUCUCAAGAAGAUGCUGGAGCAGCGGGGGUUCGGCCCCAUCAACCGCGUCUUCCUCACGCCGGCGGUGCCAUCGACCAGUGGCAGCAAGCGCAGCAAUCGGCGGAAGAUGUACACGGAUGGCUGGGUCGAGUUUGAGUCGAAGAAGACGGCCAAGAUCUGCGCGGAGACGCUGAACGCGAACAUCGUCGGCGGGCGCAAGGGCGGUUGGUACCACGACGACGUCUGGAACAUGAAAUACCUGAAGGGGUUCAAGUGGGACGAUCUGAUGGAGCAGAUGCAGCGCGAGCGCUCGGAGCGGGAAGCCCGGCGGCGGAUCGAGGAUGCGCGUGCGCGCAAGGAGGACAAGGUCUUCCUGGCCGGUGUGGAGAAGGGCAAGGUGGUCGAGGGCAUCCGGAAGAAGCGCCAGGAGAAGAAGGCGAAAUCGGGUGACUCUGGCGCGGAGGACGACAUGUCUGACCUGCAAAUUCGGCGGGUGUUCAAGCAGAAUGAAGUGCGGACCAAGGGCGACAAAGACCCCGACGCUCUUGGAGACGAUGCCAAGAGAGUGCUGGGGAAGAUCUUUUGA
Rasamsonia emersonii CBS 393.64 is the source of this 996-nucleotide messenger RNA. RefSeq lists its product as uncharacterized. Gene Ontology annotation, molecular function: RNA binding. The coding region runs from base 1 to 996 and encodes 331 amino acids. Lineage: Eukaryota; Fungi; Ascomycota; Eurotiomycetes; Eurotiales; Trichocomaceae. The transcript has a single exon. Gene Ontology annotation, biological process: endonucleolytic cleavage to generate mature 5'-end of SSU-rRNA from (SSU-rRNA, 5.8S rRNA, LSU-rRNA); endonucleolytic cleavage in 5'-ETS of tricistronic rRNA transcript (SSU-rRNA, 5.8S rRNA, LSU-rRNA); endonucleolytic cleavage in ITS1 to separate SSU-rRNA from 5.8S rRNA and LSU-rRNA from tricistronic rRNA transcript (SSU-rRNA, 5.8S rRNA, LSU-rRNA). The record is from RefSeq and is a predicted model, not a curated record. Gene Ontology annotation, cellular component: nucleolus.